This is a messenger RNA of Saccostrea echinata, 1187 nucleotides long. RefSeq lists its product as uncharacterized. Lineage: Eukaryota; Metazoa; Mollusca; Bivalvia; Ostreida; Ostreidae. Gene Ontology annotation, molecular function: nucleic acid binding; zinc ion binding. The coding region runs from base 1 to 747 and encodes 248 amino acids. The transcript has a single exon. The record is from RefSeq and is a predicted model, not a curated record.
AUGUUCAACAGCAAUGAGUUUAGCCGUGCUCAGGAUUACCGUUCGCAAACUUUGACUGAGAACCUUACUAACGCUGAAGCAUUCCAGUUGUUCUCCUGUAAGUUGGACGCAGCUUUAGCUGAAAACAAAAAGCUGCUUUUAAAGGAAUUAGAGGCCAAAAAAUCAACCAGUUUUUCCAAAGAAAAUUCUGUUGAUUUCAAGUUGGAGCAUCACAAAGAAAGGUAUAACUUUUUAACAGAUUUACAAAGUGACUUUGAAAGUAUAGACAAAUAUAUUGACUAUGGUGAUGUUUUGAAUGCUAAAGAAAUAAUCAAAAAAGCUGUUCUUCGUAUUAAAGACCAGAAAAAAGUUAUCAGAAUUGCAGAUAAGUACGGUGGGGAUGUGGCCAAAGAGUAUAUGGAUGAUCCAAUUACGGAGAGUUCCGAAGAAAGUCAAAGACUUCGUCAAGCAGAAACCAGGGCUAAAAGGAAAAGGUUUGAUAAGAGAAAUUAUAAUAAUCCUUUUCGUGCAGAUAGCAAAUUUUUCCAGCAAAGAUUUACUCCUUACACCAGGCAGUUUGGCACAUACGGGAAUUAUGGAGGACCUCAGUCUAGCCCCUACAGAAUACAACCAAACCAGUGCCUGUAUUGCAACGGGUUUGGGCACUGGAGUGUCAACUGUCCACUCAAGAAAAAGAGUCAACCCUUCGCGAUCGGGAAGCCAACUUCAACACAAACCGGACCCUCCACAGAUAAUCAAAGAACCUAAACUGGCAGUUUCAUUCCACAAAGGAUUGUUUAUACGGAUGCAAGCAAGUACGCAGCCGCUGGUUACAUUGUGGAAUUCGCAGAUAGUGUAGUGCAUAAAAUGUGGACUUCUGUGGAAGCUCUGAAGAGUUCUACCUGGAGGGAGAUGAAAGCAGUUGAGACAACUUUAAUUUCUUCUGCAGAUAAGAUUAGCAACAGAACUGUAAAGCUUUAUACUGACAAUCAAAAUGUAGUUAAAAUAGUUAAUUCAGGUAGCAUGAAAAAAGAUCUUCAUAACAUCGCACUUAAUAUUUUUUCUUUAUGUAUUCAAAAUCAAAUAACACUAGAAGUAGAGUGGAUUCCGAGAGAUGAAAAUAGAGUUGCCGAUUAUUAUAGCAAAGUAUUUGAUUUUGAUGACUGGUCUGUUUCUGAUAUCAUUUUUCAAUUUUUUAGUAAAAAAUG